Messenger RNA from Mauremys mutica (yellowpond turtle), 5197 nucleotides. It is a transcript of the gene TLCD3A, whose product is annotated as TLC domain containing 3A. Gene Ontology annotation, biological process: lipid homeostasis. NCBI's taxonomy places the organism in Eukaryota, Metazoa, Chordata, Testudines, Geoemydidae. The transcript is spliced from 5 exons. The record is from RefSeq and is a predicted model, not a curated record. Bases 2610 to 3389 code for a protein of 259 amino acids. Gene Ontology annotation, cellular component: endoplasmic reticulum; membrane.
GGCAAGUUCCGGGUUGGCUAAAGUUUACUUGGUCUCUGCCAUUUAAAUGGAAAACCUUCUGGUCUAUGGCAGUCUGAGUGCUGGUCACCUCAUCAAUCUCUUUUACCAUUCUCACCUGGUCAUGUUGUGGCUGGACUUCCCAAUCUGUUUGGAUGCUUUGUAACUGUUGCUCCAGCAGAGACUUCAUCUCUGCCUGCAGGUCAUCCUUCUGUAACACCUCCAGAUGCUGCUUUCAUUCCUUCUGUGAAGCCUCCAGCUUCUGUUUUAGGUCUUGUUAUAAAUCUCACUGCUCAUUUUUUAUUUCUGCAAGUACCUCCAUUAUUUGCUCUAUCUUGGUUCAACAGCCAUACCAGUUUACACACUCUCUUGCCUCAGAAACUGACUCCCAUGUCUAACACCAGAGUUUCCUCUUUUUGACCGGAACCAACUAGUCAAAUUUUGGAGCCCUGGCGAAGUUCCACUUGGAAGCAGAAACUGAUAGCAUCUGGUAUUCUCUUUGAUGUAAUCUUGUUUAUUUACAAGAAAUGUACAAAGUCCUGCUUCUCAGAACACAGGAAGAACUAAAAACAAAAGCAGCAGUUUCUUAAUUUACAGUCCCAAAGCCUCUUUAGCCAACACCAGACCAAAAUCUCUCUAGCUUUUUCCAGGGUAACACUGUGCUUGCAGGCUACUGCUUGGCUUUCUUCCUUUUUGACUCUGCCUCUCUCUCUCUGUUCUCAGGUUCUGCAUGUUCUCUCUCACACCUGGUUACAAUACCCAGUAGAAUUAACCCACACUCACAUGGUACUAGUUUCUGGGCAGACUCUAAUAGGCCUUGUUUUAGGGGUAGCCCCUUAAUCAUCUCUUACAAAUAACUUAAUUGAAGGGUGUUUUCAUACAUCAAUUUGAAUGAGGUUUUAACUCAACCCACAACAAGGUUUCCCCUGGUUCACUGGGGUGUUGAGACUAAAUUAAUUGAUGAUUCUACCACACUUUAAGCUCCUCAGAUAAAGGAUGCAAUAGAAGUGCAAAGCUAUAUAUUUAAACAGCCUAAUCUCUUCUCUGGAAAGAUGGAGAUGAUGCUGGUUAUGGUACAUCUUCCAGUACCACACUGUUAGAUACCCCCCGCCCCUUUUGAUCUUCCUACCAUAGUUUCAUCCUCAGAUUAGUUUGGCAAUACCAGAACUUUACAUUUGCCUGCGAAGUUUGUGGAUUAAAAUGGCCAAACCUGUUUUACUACUUCUAAGUGCACAGCUUUACUUGGCAAAGUAGCUCUUGUGAAAAUGAGGUUGGGUAGUUGCAUAGCCGAAUUUCCCACAGAGUUGCCACUGGCCAUUAUGUAUUUAAUGCUUUAUGUGGCCUCUUGCAAACACAUUAGAAAAUAAAGUCCCUACCCUGCAAAGCUUACAGUCUGACUGCAAGAGAUAGAAUGUAAUGAAAUGGAGGCAAGAAUCAGCACAAAAUGUGCUGGAGACCUCAGACCUAAGGUAACCUCAUUAGGAACACAGACAGUGUUUUAAUGUGAACAGCACUGAGCAUUUUGCAUCUCCAAGGCACUUUUACAAACUAUCAACAUCAGCCUGAGCUUGCAAAAUUCUAUUCAUCCACAUGUUUUUGUGUUUGUUUUUUAAUACAGGAUAUACGAUAUCACGAGCUUUUUCAUCACCGUGGUAAAGAGCAGGGGGAGCACAUUUGUGCAUAGGCUGGUAAAUUUUUAGGCGUAUUCUGAACGAGUAAAUUAAAUUAUUAUAAAUAGCUUAAUGUUUAUUUAGUGGAGGAUUUAAAAAAAAACUGGUUUCAUUAUAGCUUCAGUGAGAGCUCAGGUCCUAGAUAGCGUGGUUGUAAAUAAAGGAUCCUAUCCUUUGUCGUCAUCCCCCUCGAAGUCAGUGGCAGCUUUGCCAUGGACUUUCAGCCUUCCACCCACUCACCCUUCCGCAACCUCUGCCACCCCAGGGCUCUGGUAAGUUGUAACCCGUGCAUGGCUUGUGCAUGGCUUGCGCUUCCCCCCUCCCGCACCGCGCAGACUUUAACCGGGAACUCCACAGAGGCAGGGGAAGCGUUUCAACGUUCCACGGGCGCCCCCUUCGAGGAGCAGCCCCGCGCCACCAGCGUUCUGUGGGCGGAACCCUCCGUGUACGAACGUUCUCCCGGUGGAACGCCAAGCAGCAGCCCCGCGCCACCAGCGUUCUGUGGGCGGAACCCUCCGUGUACGAACGUUCUCCCGGUGGAACGCCAAGCAGCAGCCCCGCGCCACCAGCGUUCUGUGGGCGGACCCCUCCGCUGGACGAACGUUCUCCCGGUGGAACGCCGAGGAGCAGCCCCGCGCCACCAGCGUUCUGCGGGCGGAAUCCGCAGCAGGAGCAGCCCCCAGUGUAAGCGCGUUCCACCGCGGGGGGCAGAGGCGCAAGGCCCGGGGAGUGGCUGACCGAGUGGCUGAUAGGAGGCGCUACACCGCCCACCACCCUUAGCUCGGCUCCUCCUCCCCGCCGCCCGGCCUGCUGUUGACAAACCAGGUGCGGGGAGAGUCCCGCUGGGCAUCGGCUGCUGGCGCUCCGGGAGCCCUUCGCCCGGCAGCUGUCAGCGCCCAGCCGCGAGCGGGGCGAGCCGGGGCAGGGCACUCCGCCGAGCUCAUGUGGCAAACGCUGGCGAUCGCGUCGGUGUUUUUCCCGGGUCUCUUCGCUCUGUGCGUUCGGAGUCUUGGCUGGGCUGCCCCGGCAUGGAGCCUCAAGGACCGGAUCCUCCUCAGCAGCAGGCUGGUGUCUUCUGUUCAAGCUACCAUGGCUACUGUUUCUGGGAUCAUUGUUGUCCUUAAUUGCAAGGAUGUGGUACGUGACAGGUACUGGCUCGCAGUAGAGUACGUUUGGGUCAUCGUCCCAUACAUGAUCUACGACAUAUACGUCAUGUAUCUCUGCCAUUGGCACAAAAGCAAAGACACCUCGGAGAAGAAGCAUUCACUGGCCAGCAUGAGGAGCUUCCUGGAAAAGGAUCGCCUCAUGGUGACGCACCAUCUCUUCAUUCUUGUUGUCCUCACACCCGUCGCGCAGUACCUCAGAGGAGAGCUUGGAGAUUUCUUUGUUGGUUGCAUCUUUGUGGCGGAACUGAGCACUCCGUUCGUGUCACUGGGCAAAAUCCUGAUGCAGCUAAAAAUGCAGGACACGCUCCUGCACAAGGUGAAUGGGAUUCUCAUCCUGGUGACGUUCUUCCUCUGCCGGAUCGUCCUCUUCCCAUUCAUGUACAGGGCCUACGCCAGGCAUACGGGGAUUCCCAUCUACAUGGUGCCUUUCCACAUCCCCAUGCACUGCAACGUGGCCAAUGCCUCUCUCAUCGCCCCACAGCUCUACUGGUUCGUGCUGAUCUGCAGGAAAGCUGUCCGACUCUACAGCAGUUCGCCGUCCGACAAGAAUAGAUAAUCGCCGGCAGAGGCUGCAGACCACAAGGUUUGAGACUAAGCCAGCAUCCUGGCUCUUCUCCCAGCUGCCUUGCCAUUAAAAUCAGUGUUGUAGAUACCAGGUUGGGACCGGAACAUCAUUGCCCAUUAGUAUUAGGAGGCUCCUUUACUUUAAAGCAGCUGUAUUGUCUCCGCUGCAGUUCAGGGAAGCAGCACCAGCCUGUUACAGAAGGACGUUCUUUCUGUAACACUCAAGUGUCCUGUGUCCUUCUGUCUGCGGGAGAACCUGGCUAGUGGGAGGGUUAUGUAGGUGAAGCACUAAAGAGCCUCGCUGUGGUCAGACUCUCUAGCUAUUGGUCAAUGAAAUGCUAAAGGGGAGAGAGGGGAGGCAAGAGGGUUGGUUAUAAAUAUUCCAGUCAAUUAGUAGGUGAAAUUGGCAUUGAAAGACUAUGGCACAGACCCAGACCUGGCAGAAGUGGGUGCAAUGCCCACAGAAGAUGCUGGGCCAAAUUCAGUGCUGGGUGUAACCUGUGGGGGUGGGGGGUGUCACUGGUGUGAUCUGACCAUCUGUAGUUGUGGAAAACCAGUGUGUCACACAUACUGAGGGGCAGGUUCACCUCGCUCAGGUUCUGAGUUAUUCUGAUUUACACCCUUCCAGCUCAGAGCAGAAUCUGGCCCUGAGGGAACAGAAAAGGGGGUGACGUUCUGAACCGUCUACUCCCCUUACACUGCUCUUGUGCCAUGGCUGAAUUUGGUCCAUUGCCCCUGGGGAAGUUUCUAGUUGCUGCUAAGCACGAGUUUGUCCCUUGGCCACGCUCCAUGCAGACCCAAGUGCAGUGUUUCCCCAGGUCUGUGAUUACCCAACCCACUAACUCAGCCCUGGCGAAAAGAACCAGAGAGAAGAAACUGGAGCUAGGAAUUAUAGGUGAAAUGCAACAAGCUGCUAGAGGUGGCAGCACCAGAACAGUGGUCACUGACUGACACCCCUAGUCUAGUCCUAUGCCCCCUUACACCAGUGCUGACUUGGGCCCACAGUAUCUGCUGCACUGACUAAUUGUUUCCCCUGACCCUGCUUAUUACCACACCCUCUGCAAGACCAGCCCCAGACUGCAGCACUUUGCUUAAGGCCGAGAACCAGAUCUUUCUUUAUAACCGUGGACUAAAGACCCUAGCAGGCGCACAAGCAAAACGCCAACCACUCUGAGCACACACCCCUGAUGGACAAUCACCAUAUGCACAAGAAACACCAGGACAGUCACCAGCUCUUUGUAACCUUGGGUGCCAGCACUAACGGGCUGCAUUCGUCCCUGGAGAAUAACUCCACAGAAGUGAGUAGCUCCACCAGGGGCGAACCUGGCCCUUACCUAUCUGUGGAGCAGGGAGUUUACAAAGGAUAGGCUGCCUUGUAGCUUUUAUUCAGCGGCUGGGGAAGAGCUGAAGACUGUGUUUGAAAGCACUUAGCUCUCCGAAUCCCAAUUCCAUCAGGCCUUACCCCGGACAUAGUCACAUGUUCCUGGAAGAAUAAAGGAAUUGGCUCUUUCCAAGCUUCGCUCUAACAACGCGUCACUGCAAUGACUGUCGGAUUAGUAACGUGUUUUGUUUUUAUUAUUAUUAACUACACAGGCCAGUCAGACGGGUGGGUUUCCACUUUGUAACAUGCUCUCAGUGUUGCAGGCAUUUUUAUCUUGCUGUUUUUGUUACAAAUAAUUUGCCUUAUGUAACAGAAAGGAAAAAAGCCCUUGAGGCAUUUUAAAGUUUGCACUAACAUUGUCCCUACUCACUACUACGCCUGUCGGAAGAGAGACCAAUAAAGACCUCUUUUCAGAGCCA